Molecule: messenger RNA, 264 nt
Organism: Peronospora matthiolae
Lineage: Eukaryota; Oomycota; Peronosporomycetes; Peronosporales; Peronosporaceae
Source: the annotation of a GenBank genome assembly
AUGGACGCGGGCAUCACUCGCAACUUCAAGCUCAAGUACAAGGCCCAAUUCGUGCAGUGGCUACUGGACAUGGUGACGGCAGGGACGGAGUACAAGAAGUUCGACAUUCUUAGCACAAUCCGUUUGGUGGUAAAAAUUGGGCUGAGGUGCGCCCUGAAACGAUUCGACACUGCUGUAUCCACACACGAAUCGUGUCGGGAGUUAUGGCGGCAGUGCUCCGUAAGCAAGACGAGUCGGUCCGUCCCAAUGAUCUCUCAAUCCUAA